AUGGGGUUUCGUUCUUUUUCCAAGAUUGGUAAAACCGUUGAGAAAGUUUCUGCAUUUUGGAAUAACGUAAAUAGACAGCAAAAGGGUAUUUGUAAUUCUGCAAAAGUUGGAGUCUUUGAUAGGAAAUGCUUGGAAACAAGAUUUUUUGAGCAAAAGGAGGGUUUUAGGGCAACUGGGUUUGUUGAUUCUUUGGAAGCAGUGGUAAUGGGGUUCAGUUGGAUAGAGAUUUUCUUGCACAGUUCUGCUGUCUCAGAAGAAAAUCCUUAUGAGCAGGGUAAACCAGUUCUGCGUCAACCUCCAGUCAGUCAGUCUGUCACUGGUUUUCUCGAUGGAGGAGUUUAUGUAAUAGAAAUCUCAUAUGCUGAUGCUUUCUGCUAUUUUCUGCAGUUGCUUCACCUGAGGCACCCUUUUGCUGCUUACAUAACUGAUGCUAUGUGUAAUGAACUUUCCAGGGUUCGUAGGCCUUUCUGGUGGAUAAACAGUUCAAUUUAUGCUGAAAUUAACGUAAGACAAUGGCAUAUGUGAAGGAGGGUGUAUGAUUUAUACCUCGGGAACAAGCAGUUUGCAGUGGUUGAACAUCUGGGCUUCUGGAAUUGGGCAUUUACUUUGAAGGAUAUAAAUGGGGAAGUGUUGUCUGAGAUAGAUCGUGAUCGGAGAGGUUUCAGUUUUGAGAUCUUUACGGAUUCUGGUCAAUAUGUGAUCCGUUUUGGGAAUGCUGAUUCCAAGUCCAAGAGUGGCCCUGCUAGAGUGAUUCAAGAGUUGGAAGUUGCUCGUCCUUUAACCCUGGACAGAGCUGUAAAUGUUGCUUUAGCUAUAUCUCUGGAUAAUGAUUAUUUUUCGAGGCAUGGUGGCUGGUAAGCUUGUUGGUUGGAUCUUAUAAUGACUUAGGUAUUGAUAUAACGCAUUCGCUUGACAGCACAAA
This is a messenger RNA of Pistacia vera, 922 nucleotides long. Its product is annotated as phospholipid scramblase family protein C343.06c-like. Gene Ontology annotation, molecular function: phospholipid scramblase activity. Gene Ontology annotation, cellular component: plasma membrane. The record is from RefSeq and is a predicted model, not a curated record. Lineage: Eukaryota; Viridiplantae; Streptophyta; Magnoliopsida; Sapindales; Anacardiaceae. Gene Ontology annotation, biological process: plasma membrane phospholipid scrambling.